This is a messenger RNA of Drosophila gunungcola (fruit fly), 564 nucleotides long. RefSeq lists its product as uncharacterized. Lineage: Eukaryota; Metazoa; Arthropoda; Insecta; Diptera; Drosophilidae. Gene Ontology annotation, molecular function: mRNA binding. The transcript has a single exon. The record is from RefSeq and is a predicted model, not a curated record. Bases 209 to 475 code for a protein of 88 amino acids.
GUUCAAGUCCUAUACAACAAAUCCCAGGAUUUGCUACAUUUAAUAUUAUUUAUUUUGAAUUCUAAUUUAUAUUUGUAAGGAAAGAGUAUUAAAAAAGGAUUUAAGAAGUGACGUCACAACAGUUCGAAAUAUCGAAUAGCGCCACCCCUACAUUAGCGCAUUAUUUUAUAACCCGCUUUGAAACCCACCGAUCUAAAUAUCCAUAAUCAUGUCCAGCGGAUUCGCGCGUAGCUACAAACUAUUUGUGGGCAACCUGCCGUGGACGAUCGGCAGCAAGGAGUUGCGGACAUACUUCUCGAAGUACGGGCACGUGGCCAACGCAGAGGUGGUCUUCGACCGGCAACUGGGCCUCUCCAAGCACUACGGAUUCGUGGUGUUCAGCCAGCGGGAUGCCUUCAACAGCGCCAGCAACCAGAACACCCACUUCCUGGAGGGACGCGUGCUCACCGUACAGCGGGCCAAUGAAAGUCCUUGAGGAUAAUAGACAAUAAUUCGAUUGAUUUACUAGUUGUAUGGAACAGCGGCGACAAUGAGAGAUGGUUCAAAUAUAGCGAGGUCGUAUCA